Messenger RNA from Gossypium raimondii (Peruvian cotton), 2707 nucleotides. RefSeq names its product phospholipase D alpha 1. The record is from RefSeq and is a predicted model, not a curated record. The transcript is spliced from 4 exons. The coding region runs from base 53 to 2536 and encodes 827 amino acids. Gene Ontology annotation, cellular component: plasma membrane. Gene Ontology annotation, molecular function: D-type glycerophospholipase activity; calcium ion binding. Gene Ontology annotation, biological process: phosphatidylcholine metabolic process; phospholipid catabolic process. Lineage: Eukaryota; Viridiplantae; Streptophyta; Magnoliopsida; Malvales; Malvaceae.
UUUCAUUAGAGUCGUAAGCAAUAUCAUAAAGAGUUAUAUUUGCAGGUCAAGAAUGGAGCAACAUUUGCUGCAUGGCACACUUAAUGUGACCAUAAAUGAGAUUGAUAGACUAAAGAUCUCUGGAGGAUUGCUCAGCAAGGAUGUUGGACUAUUGGAUAAAGGGAAAAUAUUGCUGGCCCAGCUUAAGAGACUCGUGCUAUGCCAAUCAAUCACUGAUUCAAAAAUAUAUGCAACAGUUGAUCUAGAUAAGGCAAGGGCGGCAAGGACCAGAAUGGUAAAAAAUGAAGGCCAAGCAUCUCCAUGGAACGAGAGUUUCCGCAUCUAUUGUGGACACUUAAUCUCACACAUCAUCUUCACAGUCAAAUAUGUUAACCCUAUUGGUGCAACACUCAUUGGCAGAGCUUACGUUCCAGUUCAAGAUAUCAUUAAUGGGAACAUAGUGGACCGGUGGGUUAACAUCUUGGACCAAAACCAUGUUCCCAUUCAUGGAGAUUCCAAGAUCCAUGUUCACCUCCAGUUCUUCAAUGUCACCCAAGAUGCUCAUUGGUCUCGAGGGAUCAAAAACCGAGAUUUUAAUGGAGUUCCCUACACUUACUUUGCUCAACGACAAGGCUGCAAAGUUACACUUUACAAAGAUGCUCAUACUGAAGAUGAUUCCCAACCGGUGUUUUUGGCUGGAGGUGAGCGCUAUCAGGUUCAUAGAUGCUGGGAAGACAUCUUUGAUGCAAUAGACAAUGCCAAACAUUUUAUAUAUAUAACCGGGUGGUCUGUAUACACCAAGAUAACCUUGAUACGGGACCCGAGACGGCCGAAGCCUGGUGGCGACCUAACACUCGGAGAGCUUCUCAAAGAAAAGGCUAAACAAGGUGUGACGGUUCUUAUGCUUGUUUGGGAUGAUAGAACUUCGGUUAAGGAGCUGAAGAAGGAUGGUUUAAUGGCAACUCAUGAUGAAGAAACCGCUAAUGUCUUCAAGGGUACUAAUGUGCAUUGUGUUUUAUGUCCUCGGAAACCUGAUCAUGAUGAAAGUAUUGUUCAGGAAAGUGAUAUAAACACCAUGUUUACUCACCAUCAGAAGACGGUGGUCGUCGACGGCGAAUUGCCAAGCGAAAGGUCCGGAAAGCGGACGGUAGUUAGUUUUGUCGGCGGUAUUGAUCUUUGCGACGGGAGAUACGAUACACAAGAGCAUCCCCUGUUUAGUACUCUAGGGACGGUCCAUCAUGACGAUUUCCAUCAGCCGAAUUUUGCUGGUUCUUCGAUCAAGAAGGGUGGUCCGAGGGAACCUUGGCAUGAUAUCCAUUGCAAGCUAGAAGGUCCAGUUGCUUGGGACGUGUUGUACAAUUUCGAGCAGCGAUGGCAAAAGCAAGUUGGGACCGAUAUCCUGAUCCCGCGAACCAAGCUCGAUGAAAUGGUGAUUCAACCGUCGCCAUUGACAUCAUGGAACGACCCUGAAACAUGGAACGUUCAGAUAUUCAGAUCCAUUGAUGGUGGGGCAGCUGCUGGAUUCCCUGAAGAACCCAAUGAAGCCGCCAAAAUCGGUCUCGUAAGCGGAAAAAACGUAACCAUUGAUCGAAGCAUCCAAGAUGCUUAUAUCAAUGCUAUCCGAAGGGCGAAGAAUUUCAUUUAUAUUGAGAAUCAGUAUUUCUUGGGAAGCUCAUUUGCCUGGAAAUCACAAGGUAUCAAGGUGGACGACAUUGGUGCUUUGCAUCUCAUACCAAAGGAGCUUUCACUGAAAAUUGUGAGCAAAAUUGAAGCUGGAGAAAGGUUCACUGUCUACAUAGUGAUCCCAAUGUGGCCUGAAGGUAUACCUGAGAGUGAAUCCGUUCAAGCAAUUUUAGAUUGGCAAAGGAGAACAAUGGAGAUGAUGUACACUGAUAUUACUGAAGCUCUUAAAAAAAAGGGACUGAAUGCAAAUCCCAGGGACUAUUUGACAUUUUUCUGCCUUGGAAACAAGGAGACCACAAAAUCUAGAGAAUAUGUACCUCCUGAGAAACCGGAUCCUAAUUCAGAUUACGCUAGAGCUCAGCAGUCGCGACGUUUCAUGAUCUACGUUCACGCGAAAAUGAUGAUUGUGGAUGAUGAAUACAUCAUAAUUGGAUCAGCCAACAUCAACCAGAGAUCAAUGGAUGGUGGGAGAGACACUGAGAUUGCCAUGGGAGCAUUUCAACCGUUUCAUAUAGCAACCGAUCGCCAACGAGCCAAGGGUCAAAUCUACGGUUUCCGAAUGGCAUUGUGGUGGGAGCACCUUGGACUUCCAAGACCACACACCAUUUUCGAGCAUCCAGAGAGUCUACAAUGUGUUCAGACAGUCAAUUCCUUAGCGGAGGAGCUAUGGAAUGAGUAUUCAAGCGAUGCAGUGGUUCAAGAUCUGCCUGGUCACCUGCUUCGAUAUCCGAUCGAAAUCAGCGACACCGGAGCCAUUACGACGUUGCCGAACAUGGAGUUUUUCCCGGACACGAAAGCUCGUAUCCUAGGCACCAAAUCCAAAUCUAUCCCUGGCAUCAAAUCUGAUUACGUUCUUACCCUCUUAACCACCUAGCUGGUUUCAUACAUGAACUUGUAAUAAUGAAAAUAAUUGUUAAUCAACAAUGUAAUGCAUACUGUUCCUGAGAAAGGCCAUGCAUCCCUUGCAAAUCCUUUCCAAAUAAAAAUUUAAAACUGUUAUUAUCCUAUUGUUGAAUCCAAAAUUCAUCUGUUGUUGCAUUUCUAA